AUGAAAUCUGUAUUAGUAAUUUUAGUUUGUAUAUUAGUAGCAUCUGCUUUUGCUACCCCAACCACCAUCGUUACUGAUGUAACCAAGCCAUCAAUGUGCCCACGUAUCAAGUCUGAAAUUUUCUGUGCAAUGGCUGGUCAAGUUUGUAUUUGGGAACAUGGAAAGUGCAUUUCCAAUCCAUUUACUGAAGAACAAGUUCAAGUUGAACCAAUCGUCCCACAAGAGCCCGUCCUUGAUUUUUCUGAAGAGGAGAAUCUUGGUAACAAUGACUGGGCAUGUAACACCUUGAAUACACAAUUAAAAUGUGAUACCCUUGGUGUACUUGGUGGCCAUUGUUUCUGGUGGAAUGGAAAAUGCAGAACCCUCUAA
This is a messenger RNA of Cavenderia fasciculata, 369 nucleotides long. RefSeq lists its product as uncharacterized. Lineage: Eukaryota; Evosea; Eumycetozoa; Acytosteliales; Cavenderiaceae. The coding region runs from base 1 to 369 and encodes 122 amino acids. The transcript has 2 exons. The record is from RefSeq and is a predicted model, not a curated record.